This is a messenger RNA of Ectocarpus sp. CCAP 1310/34, 975 nucleotides long. NCBI's taxonomy places the organism in Eukaryota, Phaeophyceae, Ectocarpales, Ectocarpaceae. The record is from the annotation of a GenBank genome assembly.
AUGUCGAUGGCGCGGGCGGCCUCGGGAGCUCCGGACCGGCAGCACCUGGCGAGGGCGCGGGCCACAGCGCGGUCCUCGAAGGUGGCGGCGACAGCGACGGUCCGUCGGUGGCAGCAUCAGCGGGCGGCGGUGGAAAGGCGGAUAUCGAUGGCGCGGGCGGCCUCGGGAACGGCGGAGCGGCAGCACAAUGAGGAGGCGGGGGCCACUACGCGGGCCCCGAAGGCGGCGGCGGCAGCGACCGUCCGGCGGCGCGACCGUCCGGCGGCGGUAGCAGCAGCGGGCAGCCGUGAGACGGCGGAUGUCGAUGGCGCGGGCGGCCUCGGGAGCUCCGGACCGGCAGCACCAGGCGAAGGUGCGGGCCACAACGCGGGCCCCGAAGGCGGCGGCGGCAGCGACCGUCCGGCGGCGGUAGCAGCAGCGGGCAGCCGUGAGACGGCGGAUGUCGAUGGCGCGGGCGGCCUCGGGAGCUCCGGACCGGCAGCACCAGGCGAAGGUGCGGGCCACAACGCGGGCCCCGAAGGCGGCGGCGGCAGCGACCGUCCGGCGGCGGUAGCAGCAGCGGGCAGCCGUGAGACGGCGGAUGUCGAUGGCGCGGGCGGCCUCGGGAGCUCCGGACCGGCAGCACCAGGCGAAGGUGCGGGCCAUAACGCGGGCCCCGAAGGCGGCUGCGGCGCCGAUGGUCCGGCGUCGGUAGCAUCACUGGGCGGCGGUGAAACGGCGGAUGUCGAUGGCGGAGGUGGCGUCAGGACCGGCGGAGCGGCAGCACCAGGCGACGGCGCGGGCCACAAUGCGGGCCCCGAAGGCGGCGGCGACAGCGACGGUCCGGUAGUGGCAGCAGCAGUGGGCGGCGGUGAGACGGCGGAUGUCGAUGGCGCGGGCGGCCUCGGGAGCGGCGGAGCGGCAGCACCAGGCGAAGGCGCGGGUCACAACGCGUGCCCCGAAGCCGGCGGCGCUAGCGAUGGUCCGGCGAUUUAG